This is a messenger RNA of Tremella mesenterica DSM 1558, 528 nucleotides long. RefSeq lists its product as uncharacterized. The record is from RefSeq and is a predicted model, not a curated record. Gene Ontology annotation, biological process: RNA splicing. Gene Ontology annotation, cellular component: exon-exon junction complex; nucleus. Lineage: Eukaryota; Fungi; Basidiomycota; Tremellomycetes; Tremellales; Tremellaceae. Bases 1 to 528 code for a protein of 175 amino acids. The transcript has 7 exons.
AUGACAGCAGACUUGGAAAGAGAUCCAUUUUACCUUCGUACAGGUCAUCAAGGAAUGCAUGGACAUGAGUUUUUGGAGUUCGAAUAUUCACAUGGACGGAUCAGAUAUGCCAACAACUCGAAUUAUAGAAAUGAUUCUUUGAUCCGAAAAGAGAUGUUCGUCUCACCCGCAGUGGUGGACGAGUUGAAGCGGAUCAUCCGAGAUAGUGAAAUAACCAAAGAAGACGACGUCUCAUGGCCAAAGAAGAAUAUAGUGGGGAAGCAAGAAUUGGAAGUUAGGAUUGACAAAGAGCAUAUUUCUUUCGAGACGGCGAAAAUUGGAUCUUUAGCAGAUGUCAACGAAUCGGCCGAUGCGGAAGGUCUUCGAGUGUUUUAUUAUCUGGUUCAGGAUCUCAAAUGUUUCAUAUUCUCACUCAUCACUCUUCAUUUCAAAAUCAAACCUAGUAAGUUGUUCCUUACCUUAUUAAGGAAUCGACUGACAAUUCUCAGUUCAAACAUGAUCCCUCUCGAAUCUUUGGGCGUCAAGUAG